This is a messenger RNA of Salvelinus namaycush (lake trout), 1471 nucleotides long. Its product is annotated as annexin A13-like. NCBI's taxonomy places the organism in Eukaryota, Metazoa, Chordata, Actinopteri, Salmoniformes, Salmonidae. Gene Ontology annotation, cellular component: cytoplasm. Bases 104 to 1054 code for a protein of 316 amino acids. The transcript is spliced from 11 exons. The record is from RefSeq and is a predicted model, not a curated record. Gene Ontology annotation, molecular function: calcium ion binding; calcium-dependent phospholipid binding.
UCGUGUGCAGAAUCGACUUCUUCAAGGGUGACUAGCGAGGAGGACAUUGACUGACCCGACACUGUACAUCAUCUUCGCUGGAUUUGAAAACAAGAGUUUCAACAUGGGCAACGUCCAACCAACUAUUACCCCCUAUGAGGAUUUCGACGUCGUGGCUGAUAUCAAGGCCAUUCGCAAAUCCUGCAAAGGUUUGGGGACGGAUGAGGAGGCCAUCAUUGAGAUCCUGGCCAAUCGUUCAUCAGCACAGCGCUUGGAAAUCAAGCACGCAUACUUCGAGAAGUAUGACGACGAGUUGGAGGAGGUGUUGAAGAAGGAGCUGACUGGUAGUUUUGAGAUGGCCAUCGUGGCCAUGCUAGAUCCGCCCCACAUCUACUCUGCCAAGGAGCUGAGGAAGGCCAUGAAAGGGGCGGGCACCGACGAAGCCGUUCUGGUGGAGAUCCUGUGCACCAGCACCAAUCAAGAGAUCCUGACUUGCCAGGAGGCGUAUGCCCAGGUGAACGAACGUGACCUUGUGGCUGACAUUGAGGAUGACACCAGUGGAGAUGUCAAGAACCUCCUGAUAUCUCUUCUGCAGGCUAACCGAGAUGAGGGCUUUGAGGUGGACGAGGGACUGGCCGAGCAGGAUGCGACUGCUAUGUUUGAGGCAGGAGAGGGUCGUUUUGGAACGGACGAGUCCACCUUCAGUUACAUUCUGACACACAGGAACUACCUGCAGCUUCAGGCCACCUUCAAGAUCUAUGAGCAGCUCUCUGGGACAGAGAUCCUGGAUGCCAUUGACAACGAAGCCACUGGGACCUUGAAGGAGUGUUACAUCACCCUGGUGCGGUGUGCCAAAAACCCUCAGCUCUAUUUUGCCCGUCGCCUGAACGCCGCAAUGAAAGGGGCGGGCACCGACGAAGACACGCUCAUCCGCAUCAUCGUUGGUCGCUCAGAGUUUGACCUGGAGACCAUUAAGGAGAUGUACCUGGAGAAGUAUGAUGUUCCUCUGAAAGAAGCUCUGAGCUCUGAGUGUGGAGGAGACUUCAAACGUCUCCUACUGGAGAUCCUGCACUAAGACCCCUGUUUUUCUCUCUUUCUGUUCCUCUUCUUUUCCUUUGACAGUUCCACUCCUAAAACACCUGUCUUCUUAUUCUUCUACCUCUCAUAUCCUCUUCCUCCUCUCCGGCUCUGACUGCAGCAUGGACCAAAAACCAACCACACCGUCAUGUUACUAACACAGACAAAAAAAAAUCACUAACUUCUACAUCGUUAUGAGCAGAAGACUGCCAGGUAGCCUGGGCCGUAUACUGGAUAAUGAAUUAAGUCCUAGACCUUAACCAUUAUAUUGAUAAACUAUGUUUAUUAUCACACAUUCCACAGUUAGGCUCUUCUUACAUACAGUAAACGAACCAACUUAUUAUUUUGUCAUUUUUUACUUUCCCUCUUAUUCAAAGCCACAGGAAGUAGGGGUGCUGAGGGUGCUCCAGAACCC